Ictidomys tridecemlineatus (thirteen-lined ground squirrel) is the source of this 3951-nucleotide messenger RNA. The record is from RefSeq and is a predicted model, not a curated record. Lineage: Eukaryota; Metazoa; Chordata; Mammalia; Rodentia; Sciuridae.
GCUGCCUGCCUUGGGGACACUGGGGGGGGGCUUGCUCACCUGGGCCCCCGGCUGUCAGUGGGAGCUUCUAAAGUGACACCGUGCUGGACCUGCGGGAUACCUGGCUGUUAGUGUCCAGCUCCCGCCCCAGUGGGUGGGUCAGGAUGCAGUACCAGGAGCCCUCCCCUGCUUCCGGAGGAAUGUUCUGCAUCCCCAGCCCCCGCCAGCCACUAAGCCCUUAAAUGCAGCUCGUGCACCUGGGGAGCAGAACAUUUCAGUUUGACUUAGCCUCUGUGGCCACACUGGACCAGUGGCUGUCCCCGUGGACAAGGGGCCGUAGAGGAGGUGACACACCGUGGGGCAGUCCAGCUGCCCAGGGAAUCUGCAGAGGGUCCUUCUGAGGCCAGGCGGUCAGGAAGGGCUCCUGGGGCUGGGGGUAGCUCGGUGGAGUGCUGCCAGGCACCUGGGCUCCGCGGCAGCACCCAUGCUCGGGAGGGAAAAUGGCCAAGAGGAGAGUUCAGCCAGGUGCAGGGGCCACACCCUCCACCCAGCUGCUGUGGAGGCUGAGGCAGGAGGAUGGCAGGUUCAAUCCUGAGUAUCCCCACACCCCACAAAAGCGCUUAUUCUGGAGUGUAGAGGGAAGGGUGUCCUACAGAGGCCCUGGGGCUCCCAUACCUGGCUGAGCAGGCAGAGCGAAGAGGGUGGGCGGAUGGAACAGGCCUGGGCUGUGGGGAGGAGGUGACCUUCAGGUGGCUGGGAAUGAAAUCCAGAAUUCCUCCGGUAGCCAUCAGUGUGGUAGAUGUUGUGCCAUUUAAGGGUAAGAACCAGAGAGGUAGAGCAGGUUGCCCAGGUCACACAGCAUUCAAACCCAAGUGUCGCCUGCUCCCACGCGCCCUCUCCCAGUGUGGUUCCUGCUCUUUGCAGCUCACUGAAGUCCAGCAGGAUCUUCAAGAACACCACAGGCAGGUGGAAGCCUUCCUCCAGGCGGUGGACGGCCAGCCCGUGGAGCUCCCGGAGGGCGGGAGCCCACAGGAGUCGGACUUCGAAGACGUGGUCACCGGAAGGCAGUCCGACUGGCUGCGGCCGCCCCAGUCCAGCUGGGACGAGGAGGGUGAGAUGCCACCAUUCUGGGACCCGGAGCCCCCGUUCUGGCAGGACGUCCUCACCUCGCAGCUUUGGCGGAUCUUUGCCGAUGUCCAGGAGAAGGCGGCUCAGCCCUGCCGCCGAGGACAGCAAGGGCCUAGAGCCACCUGACACGGAGACGGCAGCCAUCACUGACCCGGUGGGCAGCGGGCAGGAGGCGCUGGCUGGGGUGCAGGGCGCCUGCCCGUCCAGGUGUGCCAGGUGCGCCGUGCCCUCCCUCUGGCUAGCUCCUGCCCGGGCCAAGUCCCCUCUCAGCCCCCUGGAAGACUGCGGGGAAGAGGCAGCACUGGCCGAGCUGGCCCAGGAGCCUGCUGCGGGAGCCUACCCCCUUCUGAAGCUCAUAUCCUGGGACCCCUCGGACUCUGGAGACUCCUGGAGGCGGCCGGACGCCCCGCCCCGCCAGAGCAGGCGCUUGGCGCUCCCGCACACGCUGCAGAGGAUGCGCCUGCUGCGCCACGGGGAGCCCGUGCUGGCCCUGGCGGUCAGCAGCUUCACGAGGCACGCGUUCACCUGCAGCAGGGGCGGCAUCAAGGUGUGGAGCCUGGCCGGCCAGGUGGCCCAGGACAGGUUCCCCGACAGCCACCUGCCCGUGCACAAGCAGGCCCCGGACGCCUACCUGUGCACCUGCCUGCUGUCCUCCAACAGCAGGACGCUGCUCACCGGAGGCCACAACCUGGGCAGCGUCUGUGUGUGGGACCUGGCCGCGCCCUCCCUGCGCGUGAAGGGGGAGCUGCCCUGUCGAGAGGCCGCCUGCCAGGCCCUGGCCGCCAAAGCGGAUGAGAGCUUGGUCUUCGCGGGCUUCACCGAUGGCUCUGUCAGGAUCUGGGACCCGCGGGCCCCGCACGUGGUCAGGGACAUUUUGGGCCAGCUGAACGGAGCCAAGAGCAUCGUGGUCAAAGACAACGACGUCUGGACGGGGGGCCUGGACGGCCAGCUGUGCCAGUGGGACCUGAGGACCCUGCGGGACCCCAGGGUGUUCCUGUUCAAGUCCCAGAUCAUGAGCCUGUCCCUCAGGCCCCAGGAGGACUGGCUGCUGCUGGGCCUGGCCAACGGCCAGCACUGGCUGCAGCACUGCACCCGCCACCAGUCGCGCAGGGUGGGCGGCAAGGACAGCGCUGUCCUCGGACUCAAGUUCUCCCCCUACGGCCAGUGGUGGGUGAGCGUGGGGAUGGACGACCUGGUCAGCGUCCACAGCAUGCCCACGGGGGCCCUGGUGUUCCAGGUGCCCGAGCCCUCCUGUGUCCUGUGCUGUGACGUGUCUGCUGACAACCGGCUGGUCGUGGUGGGGUCUGGGACCCAGGCCUCGGUGUACCUCGUCACCUACUGAGGGCCUCGCCGUCCCCUGGCACGGGCUCCUGUUCCCGUUUCUGUUCCCGUUUCUGUUCCCGUUUCUGUUCCCUGUGGUGGUGGUGGUGGUGGUGGUGGUGGGUGGGGCCGGGCCUGGGGCUCGCAGACCCAGGUCCUCACUGCACAGAAUAAAGCAGCUGGAAAGACGUUCACGUCCUGUCCCUGGGGAGCGAGGGCUCCCACCCUGUGCCCACAGCGUCACCGAGACCUGGGGGAUCUGUGCAGCCCCUGUCCAGGCACCGUUGGAGCAGGGACUCUGGUCCCUCCUGCACUGAGCCAGCCCGGCCUCGCAGCCCGGCCUCGCAGCCCGGCCUCGCAGCCCGGCCUCGCAGCCCGGCCUCCCAGCCCGGCCUCCCAGCCCGGCCUCGCAGCCCCAAAACGGUUUCCAGCUGCCUCUGGCAGGUCCCAGGACAUGUCCCAGGAGACAGAGGCUCUCAGACAGGGCCAUCUGCCCCAGGGGGUACUAAUGUCUCCCGGGGAGUGUGGCUGUUGGGACUCGGAGGUGGCCAGGGCACCACCCUGAGUGCCCUGGUGGCAUGAGUGCACGGGGCUCUCCCCGGGCUGGGAGGGGCCUGUCUGGGGUCUGCUCCCUCAGCCCAUGACGUCCCUGAGCCCCGCGAGGUCUCCAGCAGCCCCCAGAGUGCUCCAGUGCCAUCUGCUCUGUCACUCCUGCUGUCACCUGCUGGGUGCCCAGGAUCCCGGGGCUCUGGGAGGCGUAGGCCCCCCCAGCAGUCCCUGUGUGGCUGUGUCACUGGGGCUCGGCCCCCAUGUGGCACUGUGGGGGGGCCCUGAGGAGGGGUGCACACGGGGAAACGGGUCACCAGAGGUCGGGGUGCGGGUUGGAGUGGCUCCCUCUGGACCUCUGGAUUGUUCUCUGGCUCCCGAUCCCCCACGAAAUGCCACCCUCAGGUGUGUGUCCGCCAUGGCCGCCUGCACGCUCCACCUGGACUCCCGUCUCCAAAACGGCCACAGAAACCUCCCUUCUUUAUAAAUGACCCACCCCCAGCUCUUCUGUUGUAGGGAGAGGAAUGAGCUUGCUCUACACGGGCCUGUGUGGGACACUCAAGGCCUGGUCCCAAGCUGGCCACUGGCUGGGGCACUGGCCACUCCUGGGAUCCCAGCAGCUUGGGAGGCCGAGACGGAAGGAUUGCAAGUUUGAGGCCCGCCCGGACAACUUAGCUAGGCACCGUCUCAAAAUUAAAGGGCUCAGGGUAGAGUGGGCGAUGCCCCAAGUUUCAUCUUCAGCCCCAGGAAAAAAGGUGGGGCGUCACGGGCCUCUCAGGUCAUGGGGGCGUGCCCUUGAAGGGAACAUCAGGACCCCAGGCUCCUCCUCUUGGCUUUGCGGUCAGCGUGAGCCGAGAGGCUUCCUGCAACAUGUUCCCGCCACCAUGAUGUGCUGCCCCCAGCCCAAGGCCACGGGGCCAGCUGACCACAGGCUGAAAUGUCCAGAACCAUGAGCCAGAAUAAACCUUUCCUCUUUGA